Molecule: messenger RNA, 423 nt
Organism: Rotaria sp. Silwood1
Lineage: Eukaryota; Metazoa; Rotifera; Eurotatoria; Philodinida; Philodinidae
Source: the annotation of a GenBank genome assembly
AUGAUGAUUCUCAUAUCUACCAUAAUUAUUGAUGGUGGUGAUACACCUGCAGAUGGUGUUGUUGCUGCUGAACGUGAUGUUGCUGCUGAACGUGAUGUUGCUGCUGAACGUGAUGUUGCUGCUGAACGUGAUGUUGCUGCUGAACGUGAUGUUGCUGCUGAACGUGAUGUUGCUGCUGAACGUGAUGUUGUUGCUGAACGUGAUGUUGUUGUUCGUGUACCUAAUGUUGUUGCAGCUGUUGUUGUUGUUCGUGUGCCUAAUGUUGUUGCAGCUGUUGUUGUUGUUCAUGUAUCUAAUGUUGUUGCAGCUGUUGGUGUUGUUCUUGUACCUAAUGUUGUUGCAGCUGGUGUUGUUGUUCCUGUAUCUAAUGUUGUUGCAGGUGAUGUUGUUAUUAAUGAUAUUGCUCCUACUGCUUCUCUAUAG